Entrophospora candida is the source of this 1845-nucleotide messenger RNA. The record is from the annotation of a GenBank genome assembly. NCBI's taxonomy places the organism in Eukaryota, Fungi, Glomeromycota, Glomeromycetes, Entrophosporales, Entrophosporaceae.
AUGUCUCAAAAAACUUAUCUUACACAACAAAAGUUUAGUAAAACUUUUCUCUAUCCUAAUCCCACAAAUUUAUAUCAAUAUUAUUGCAAUGCAUUUGCUUAUAGUGAGCUUAUCAAUACAUAUCAAGAAACCAAGCCAGCUAAACAAAAAAUCAUGGAAGACGCAAACCUCAACUUGACUGAUUCAACACCUCAACAACAUAAGAUUGAUUCGCAACAAUCGCCAUCUACACCUUCAUCAUCUACAUCUAAUUUUUCCCUUGUAGGCAUGUCACCUGAUCAACUUAAAUUGUUUACACCAGGUGGAACCUCAAAAAAUGCUGCUGCUCAACGUCAAGCUAUUUUGGACAUAGAAUUGGCACAAAAAAAAGUUUCUGAAUUUAGACAAUUGAUCACCAUGACCACUGAUGAAGAACUGGCAAAAGACCUAUAUACAAAGAUUCAGCACGCUGAAAAUAAUAUAAUUGAAAAUCAAAGAAGAUUAAAAAGAUUAAAAAGUGGUGCAGAGGCUCAAGAAAGAUUCAGGCAAAAAAGACAAAAGCGAUUAUCAGAUUCACCUGGCAGUGUUAGAUCUGGUGCUGAAUCAAUUGAAUUGAAUAAUGGGGAUGGAAGUUCAAUGUUUCAAGAGUCUACCGCAAGUAUCGAUUUAGGAUAUGCUUCUACAAUAGAAUCUGUUAUUGAUGAAAUAAGUGAAGAGUUACGCACAAUAAGUAUUGGUAUUCAUGAAAAACCUGAACUUGCAUAUCAAGAAAAAUUUGCACAUGAUACUUUGACAGAUUAUCUCGAGUCCAAAGGUUUUAGAGUGGUUCGUCAAGCAUAUGGAUUAGAAACUGCUUUUCAUGCUGAAUAUACAUCACCAAUAGGCCCUGGGAGAAUUGUUGCAAUCAAUUCAGAAUAUGACGCACUUCCUGGUAUUGGACAUGGAUGUGGUCAUAAUUUAAUUGCGAUAUCCGGAGUUGCAGCCGCAAUUGGUGUUAUGACGGUUAUGAAGAUGUUUCAUGUACCUGGAAAAAUCAUACUAUUGGGAACGCCAGCAGAAGAACUUCAAGCUGGAAAGAUUAAAUUGAUUCAAGCUGGUGCAUAUAAGGGUAUUGAUGCUAGUUUAAUGGUACAUCCUGCCCAUGCUGACGCAAUUUAUGGAAAUUAUUUGGCAUCUGCAUCUGUGAAUGUUGAAUAUUUUGGCAAAGGUGCACAUGCUGCUGGUUCUCCUUGGGAAGGUGCAAAUGCUUUGGAUGCCGUAGUUUCAGCAUACAAUUCUAUUUCUUUGUUACGACAACAACUUCAUCCAACGAAUAGAGUUCACGGAAUCAUAACAAAUGGCGGGAAAGCAUUAAAUGUGAUAACUGAUUAUGCAUCAGCCAAAUUUAAUAUACGUGCGCCUAGCAAAUCACAACUAACGCAACUUCGUUAUAAGAUAACUGCAUGCUUUGAUUCAGCAGCAACUGCUACAGCAUGCAAUGUUAAAUUAACUUGGGACCCUGAAUAUAAUGAUGUUCUGGUAAAUGAACAUUUAGCUGAAAGAUUCGCUAGAUACAUGAGUGAAAGAGGAGUUCAUUAUAGAAGUAAACAAGAUGAAUUAAAAGUUACAAAAUCUUCUACUGAUAUGGGAAAUGUCAGUUACGUAGUGCCAAGUAUUCAUUGCGUAUAUAAUAUUGGAACGCAAGCUAAACUUCAUACAGAAGAAUUUGCAAAUGCUGCAAAGUCUCUGGAUGCUCACAUUUCAACAAUUCGUGCUGCGAAAUGUUUAUCACUAACAGCCAUCGAUGUUUUUGUCGAUGAUAACUUGUAUAAAGCAGCAUUCCGAGAAUUUAAAUCAACCUUACAAAAUUGUAAUGAUGAUCAAUAA